AGCAAUUAUAGAAUUGGAUUGGAUCGGGGAGUUCGGGAAGGUGGCCGGCACCGCCGCCGAAAUCGGUUUCGUUUUAUUUUAGCUUAGCUGUCGAAGGCAUCCGGUUGUGGCAUUCUCCCCGCGGAUCAUCGUCACGAUCGCAGGUGAUAUAGGUACAUCGCGGGCAUUGAAUGACGCGGGGUGAAAUCUCGCGGCGAGCAGUAACGAAGUUCUUGUGAUUGCACUCGUCGUCCUUCUUUUACUGGGCUAUAUUUAAGAGUAACUGAUAAGGGGAAGGGCCAAAAUCGCGCGUCACGAUGGAGGCGAUCAAGAAGAAAAUCGCGGCGCUGAAGCUCGAGAUGGACGUCGCGAACGAGAAGGUCGAAGUCAACGAGACGAAAGCGAAACAGGAGAAUAUAAGGGCAGACAGGCUGAACGACGAUCUCAGGGACCUGCAGAAACGACUGAUCCAAUUGGAACGAGAUUAUACUAUCACCAAAACCAGCUUGGAGCAAUCAACCGCCGAUCUGGAGCAGUGCGAAAAAUCCUGGUCUCGAGCUGAGCAAGAUCGUACCGUUUUAACGAAGAGAGUGCAGGAGAUCGAAGCGAGUCUUAUGAAAAAGGAAGAGCUACGUCUUUCCGCCACAAUAAAAUUGGCACGUGCGACCGAACUCGCGGAUGAUGCGCAGAGAAUGUGUAAUGUCUUGACGGACAGGAGUCGCUUGGAUGAGGAACGUAUGGAGAAAUUGACGUCGGAAUUAAAGGAUGCAAGAUUAAUCGCCGAGGACGCCGACGCGAAAUCCGACGAAAUAGCCAGGAAAUUGCAGUUCGUGGAGGAAGAACUGGAAGCUGCUGAAGAGAGAGUGAAGACUAGCGAGGCAAAAAUCGUGGAACGUGAGGACGAACUGUUCAUUGUACAGAAUAUCGUGAAGUCCCUCGAAGUGUCCGAGGAGAAGGCGAACCAGCGGGUAGAAGACUUUAAGAUGCAGCUGAAAUCCUUGAAGAAGAAACUGAAGGAAGCGGAGAAGCGCGCUAUCAACGCCGAAAGGAUGGUGAAGACGUUACUAAAGGAAGUGGACAUGAAGGAAGACGAACUUAGGGAGGAGAAAGAAAAGUACAAGGCGGUCUGCGACGAUAUGGAUGCUACAUUCGCCGAGAUGUCAGGAUUCUAAAAUCCUGCGAACGGACUCGAUUUGAAUCUCUCGAUUUGGCUACUCCUACGCUUCCCUCCGCUUAUUCGCUAUCUUUUACUGUUCAUUAGUUCGGCUCGCUGUGCUUGACGUACCGCUUAAAUCGCAACGCCGUUCCGUUUUACAGAGUGUCGUGAGCGAUAUUAGAAAUAACUCGCUUCGCGCAAUAAUCCAUUGAUGGACAAGGCAAUGCAAUGCGGCUUGUUACUAUAACUGCUUCGCUACGUGCAACACCUUGCCAAGAUCGGGCAUUUGGUUCACGGUCAUGCUCGUUGUUCGCUGUAUCGAUCGACGAUUCACGAUUUCGUUUAUCUCUUUUUUUUCAGAGGCGUUGGAGGGACUUAAUGUCGUACGCGCGAGCGAGAUCACGAUAUCGCGCAUCCUUUUUACCAUUCAAUGUAAAAUCUGUAUUUUCAAUAAACAGCAUCACAUAUUCUCUAA
This is a messenger RNA of Wasmannia auropunctata (little fire ant), 1610 nucleotides long. RefSeq names its product tropomyosin-2-like. The record is from RefSeq and is a predicted model, not a curated record. Bases 297 to 1151 code for a protein of 284 amino acids. Gene Ontology annotation, molecular function: actin filament binding. Lineage: Eukaryota; Metazoa; Arthropoda; Insecta; Hymenoptera; Formicidae. The transcript has 8 exons. Gene Ontology annotation, biological process: actin filament organization; muscle contraction. Gene Ontology annotation, cellular component: actin filament.